This is a messenger RNA of Phragmites australis (common reed), 2076 nucleotides long. Its product is annotated as transcription factor SRM1-like. Gene Ontology annotation, molecular function: DNA binding. Lineage: Eukaryota; Viridiplantae; Streptophyta; Magnoliopsida; Poales; Poaceae. The record is from RefSeq and is a predicted model, not a curated record. The transcript has 7 exons. The coding region runs from base 769 to 1809 and encodes 346 amino acids.
CGGAGAUGGGGCGGUGGCGCCUGGAGGCGCGGCGGGCAUCGCGCCCAAGUCGUUCUCCGCGGCCUUGUACAUGUGAGAUCGAUCUGCGACUCUUUGUGCCUGCUCAUUUGGUGGUUUGCAUCGUACGCAGGAUGGUCCAGUGUGCGUGGCGACGCGGGAGCAUAGGGGAUGAGGGUGGUAACCGAGCUGUGGUAGAUGGGCGACAGAUUGGGUGGUGGAGCAAUGGCUGAUGCCGAUCGGGCCCUGUGAGUUCCUGAGUGCUAGGCUGAAGCUAUACUUUGCAUUAUGAGCAAGGUACUUUAUUGGCUGAUGAGUGAUUUGGAUGUCAUACUGGGUAGGGAAGCUCGGAGCGUUUGCUUGACGAGAUGCCAAUGGAACGGGCAUGAGGCCAUAAUGGGUAAAGGAUAUCCAAUCAUUCAUUGCAAAUAGGAAGUGUAUUACAAAGGAAAUAAAGUUGAUACGAAGUCAACAUAUGGCAUUGGUAGCAAAUGGCUUAGCGCUUACACGUAAGCAGUAUCUCCCAAGGAUAUAUUUGUUGGAUUUUGGUAAGAGGGUCGCAUAGGAGAUAUCAAUGGAUGCCAAGAAGUUUAAUGCGAUAUCUUGAAUCAAAUCUUUCAGAGCUAUCCCAAGCUUUCCCCUUCCACCAAGAGUGAGAAGAUUAGAUCCUUGCUCAUGGAGAAGUGCUAGAUGGUUAUGUUGUUCCGUUCCUGAAUUCUUUUUUUGAGAUUGAACAAUCUGGAUAUAAGGGAAUACAAAUUCUUGGAAGUUAUGGAUCCAAUGGCUAUCCAAGAGUGGACAUCCUGCGAAGUAGAGGAGUUCAAGGCACUCAUUGCCAAGAUAAGAAAUGAAAAGUCAUGUAACAGGAUGGAAGCUCUUGCAAAGAGGUUCCCUGCAAAGACUAUGCAGCAGUUGAGCGAUCAAUAUGUUGAAGUCUUUGCGGAGAUGCUCUGUGAUGACAUAGAUGAUGAGCCCAGCAGCGAUGAUGCGAUUAUUGACUUGAAUGAUUGGUACAAACUUCUAGAAGGAGACACACAUGACUCACUUCUAGGCCCAUCAGUUGAAACACCGUUGAACCAACCUUCCAAACUAUUGGUGGUCGAAGCAGAAGGCAAUCAGAUGAAAAUGCAACGAUCACACUGCAAAUCAACAGAUAAGAGGAGACGGUUUUGGACUGCUGAGGAACACAGGCAGUUUCUACGUGGUGUGCAGCGUUUGGGGCGAGGUGAGUGGAAAGCCAUUUCUAGGUAUUUCGUCCCUUCCAAGACCCCAGUACAAUUAGCAAGUCAUGCUCAGAAGUUUUUCAAGAGAAUGAAGCAGAAUGAGACGUAUGACAAGAGGCAGAGGUAUAGCAUCAAUGAUGUCAAGCUGGUCAAUCAUGAUCUGAGGAUUCCACCACCAAUUCCAACAGAGGACAUGGAUUUUCUGGAUGAUCUGGCACAAGGGAUGCCUAGUUUUGGGCUGGCGGGUUACAGUCCAACCAAAUUAGAAAGACAGAUGGCACUUAGCAAUCAUAUACUGGAGAGCCUGCGGUGGGAAGUCUCAAGCACCCCUUCACCCAUAGAGCAGGGGAGUGAUCUGCUUGAUCAGACGGGAGGAAUUAGCAUAGAAAAUAUGAACCAUCCUUCCCGUAGGAAAAGAACCAAUCGGAGCCGCAAGAACAAUAAAAGAGUACUCCCUGGUGCCCUCACUGCCCGAACCCCACCAGAAGUUCUGCCUUCUGGGCAAGGAAGCAACAGCGCAACCAACUUUACUAGUGAGAUGGCGCCCAACAACCAGUACAAUUUACACCCAACCAUGCCACCAUUCUGAAGCAUGGUGGAAGCGCUGUUACUUGUUAGAGCAAGCAAAUAUACCCUGACUUGCUCUUCCAAGUCGAUUAUGUAAGGCUCGCAGUGGCCGGUAGAACUAGUAUAAUUGCCCGGCCACGUAAUAAGGAAGCCGUGUUUGGCUUCACUAGCACCUGACUCAUGGUGAGAUGAGGAACCAGUUAAUGUUUGCUUUAUGGUACAAUGAUAUUAUGUGGACUUAUCUAGCUACCAGUUUGUUCGAGACAUACCCUUUGUUAUAUAUUUGGCU